AUGACAGAAGAAGUCGACUAUGAAGGCCUCCAAAAUGCUAGUCUGGGAGUCAACAUGAUGGCGGGCGCGCUAGCUGGAAUCUCCGAGCAUGUGGUCAUGUAUCCUGUCGAUAGUAUCAAGACGAGGAUGCAAGUUGUCACAGGCCCAGGCAUGACCAACCUGAAUAACGGCGUGACGAGCGAGGUGUACAAAACUAUGUCCUCUACCUUCCGGUCGGUUGCCACGACUGAAGGAACAAAACGACUGUGGAAGGGCGUCAGCUCAGUUUUCAUGGGCGCUGGUCCAGCACAUGCGGUCUACUUCGGAACCUACGAAAUGACAAAAGAGGCCUUCGGCGGCAAUCAGCAAGGUCAACAGAUCCUUGCCACUGGAGCGGCUGGUUCGAUGGCUACAAUUGCCAGCGAUGCCCUAAUGAACCCUUUUGAUGUCAUCAAGCAAAGAAUGCAGAUCCAAGGCUCUCAGCACAAAACCGCUCUUUCCGCUGCCAGGGCAGUGUAUCGGGCCGAAGGGCUCAGGGCGUUCUAUAUCUCUUACCCCACAACAUUGACGAUGUCGAUACCAUUCACCGCGGUUCAAUUUUCAACAUACGAAGAGCUCAAGCGUCUGGCAAAUCCGGUCGAUGCCUACUCUCCAGUCACCCACGUCCUUUGUGGGGGGAUUUCUGGCGCGUUCGGGGCCGCCGUAACAACACCACUCGACGUCUGCAAGACCUUGCUACAAACUAAAGGAACUUCUACAAACCCGGAAAUUCGCAACUGUCGUGGAAUGUUGGAGGCUUGCAAGCUUAUCCACCGUAACAUGGGGCUGAUAGGUUUUACUCGGGGGAUCGUACCUCGUGUCUUGACAUUCAUGCCAAGCAAUGCCUUAUGUUGGCUCUCUUAUGAAUUCUUCAAAAUGUUCUUUUUAGGUGAAACCAAUUAA
Molecule: messenger RNA, 921 nt
Organism: Puccinia triticina
Lineage: Eukaryota; Fungi; Basidiomycota; Pucciniomycetes; Pucciniales; Pucciniaceae
Exons: 5
Coding region: 1-921 (306 amino acids)
Biological process (GO): iron import into the mitochondrion
Cellular component (GO): mitochondrial membrane
Molecular function (GO): ferrous iron transmembrane transporter activity
Source: RefSeq, a predicted model, not a curated record